Molecule: messenger RNA, 9024 nt
Organism: Bombus huntii
Lineage: Eukaryota; Metazoa; Arthropoda; Insecta; Hymenoptera; Apidae
Gene: Pka-R2
Product: cAMP-dependent protein kinase type II regulatory subunit
Exons: 8
Coding region: 484-1638 (384 amino acids)
Biological process (GO): regulation of protein phosphorylation
Cellular component (GO): cAMP-dependent protein kinase complex
Molecular function (GO): cAMP-dependent protein kinase regulator activity
Source: RefSeq, a predicted model, not a curated record
CCCGUCCAAUAAUGCUCAAUCUGCCUACUAUUUGCCAGUUAAAUGUUCAGUGCGAUCCUUCUGCUAAUGUCAAGAUCCGCGCCGUGAAAUAGUCGCCAUCUUUGCGACUGAGUCGCAUCUCUGAAUUUGGCCCGUUGCAUGUUCCGCGCAGCUUUAUGUAGCGUUAGAGAAAAAAGAUCAUUGAAAGUUGGUGUCAAAAGGGCAAAGCGGUUUCAGCGAGACCGGAUAUAGUUCGAGCUGUGCCGAGAAGUGUUAACCCGGCGCGAAAGUGGGCGGAACGCAUGGGUCUUACGUCCUUUUGGCCUCGCUACAGUUCAUGAUAAGGAAAAUUUCGGCAUUUAAUAAGUGACACACAUCGAAUCUGUGUUGACUGUUCCACGCAGUAAUAAUAAUAUUAAUUCGUAUAAUUCGUUGGUUGAGCGUUUACCGGCAUAUGCCAUUCUAGUGUGUGUUUGUUCGAACAUAGUUUGGUGUAAGAAAAAAAUGAGUUGUCAACGUAACGCUGGCAAGAUUACAGUGCCGGACGAGUUGCGGGACGUCCUAUUAGAGUUUACGAUCAGCUAUCUUUUGGAGCAACCAGUGGAUAUUAUCGACUAUGCCGUAGGUUUUUUCACGCAACUUCGGGAAAGUCGUCAAACUCAGUUGAUUGAAGCCCCUGCGCAGACCGCCUCUUCUACGCCGGACGAGUCUGUCGAGGAAGAACCACCAAUCGGAAGGUUCCAGAAUAGGAGGAAGAGUGUCUUCGCGGAAGCCUACAACCCUGAAGAUGACGAGGAAGACGAUGGAAUUAAGAUGGUGCAUCCGAAGAGCGACGAGCAGCGGCAGAGGCUCGGUGACAGCGUGAAACAUAUUCUCCUGUUUCGGGCUCUAGACGAGGAACAAAUGGCUGACGUAUUGGACGCGAUGUUUGAGAAGAGCGUACAGCCUGGAGAAUUUAUUAUCCGACAAGGUGACGACGGUGACAACUUCUACGUCAUCGAGAGAGGAAAGUUCGAAGUGUACGUGAAAGAUCAGCAGUCUGGGGUGGAAUCCAUGAUACAUACGUACGACAAUCGUGGUGCUUUUGGUGAGCUCGCGCUCCUUUACAAUAUGCCGAGGGCGGCCAGUAUCAAGGCCAUCACGCCUGGUACGCUAUGGGCCAUGGAUAGACAAACUUUCCGGCGUAUUUUAUUGAAAUCCGCCUACAAAAAGCGCAAGAUGUACGAAGACCUUAUCAACAAGGUCCCGAUGCUUAAACAUCUCGAGCCAUAUGAGCGUAUGAACCUGGCGGAUGCUCUAGUACCAAAACAGUAUUCAGAUGGCGAACAGAUCAUCAAACAGGGCGACACAGCUGAUGGAAUGUAUUUUGUCGAGGACGGCGUCGUCAGGAUCACCAUAAUAGGAGAUCACGGCCGCGAAAUCGAGAUUAAUAGAGUUCCCGCUGGUGGGUACUUAGGCGAGUUGGCGCUGGUAACACAUAAACCUCGCGCUGCUUCGGCCUACGCUGUGGGCGACGUAAAGCUGGCCUUUUUGGACGUUGAAGCUUUCGAACGCUUACUUGGGCCUUGCAUGGAACUUAUGAAGCGUAAUAUCGACGAUUACGAAGAUCAACUAGUCAAAAUCUUUGGCAGCAAAGCUAACAUUUCCGAUAUCCGAUGAACUGUUCGCGAGCAGUGAUACGUUGCACUGCUGUACUAAAGACCCGACACUUUCGUACAGUAAUGUAAAAUGAGCACAAACUUGUACCACCCACUUUAUGAAUCUCAUCCGCGUAUUUUCAAGUAUCAUCUCGAGUCGACUUUCGUAAUGACUGUUCACUUAGACGUAUACCAGUAAGAAACGUCGUUAAUAGUUACCAAGUUUGUACCUAUGACACACAGUGAAGAGAUAACAAAAAUGCAAAGAAAAACAAAAGAAAAGGAAACUAGGCAUUUCGACUGGUUCGUAUCCUGCAUCAUACUACCGAAGUAAAUUUUCUAAGACUGCAUCAGAUCAAGAAGUAUUAGCCUAUCUUGUCAUGUGCUCGAAACGUUUACAAGAUAGAAGUCUGGAUACUAAAUAAGAUUUUCAUUGAAUUGUCUGCAAAAAGAAAGAAAGAGAAGCGAAGAAAUACUCGGAGUGAUGCAACGUAUCGACAGACUCACAGAGUUCUUAAAUGAUGUACCUUUAUGCCAUUCUUUAUUCUUGUACUUGACAAUUUAAGAGCUGUAUUUCAUUUUAUUGAAAAUGUCAAGAAUCAAUGAAUUAAAUUAUUUCGUAUAUUUCGAUGAUUCAUCGAAGGAGAUGGAGAUACUUUUAGGGUAUCAUACAUUAUACCUUCGCAACGUAGAAGAAUUCUUAUUGAUACAGCUUAUUGUGGAAAUACUAGCUUAGUUAUCAAAUUAAUAGACAAUGAUAUAGACAUGCGUGAUAAACAUCCUAAUCGUCAGUGUGUUUUUAACACGAUGGUGAUGAUAAAUCAUAGCUGAAACGCUAUGUUAGAAGAAAUAAAAAUGUAAGAAGGCAAAGAGCAUAACAGGCAAGUUAGAACAAUUACUAGUAUCUACACGAUUUUUAAAUGCAAACCAACAACUAUCUGAUAUAAGAACACGUGGCAUUUAUGUUCAUCUUUAGAAAGGGAAGGGCUGGGAAUGUAAGAGAAAUAUCAUUUUAAUAUUUAGACAUUUCAUCUAACAAUACCUGAAUAGAAACUAUUUCUCUCUUUCUUCCCUAUAUAUUUAAUAGAACGAUUUUCCUAAUUCUCAUGUUCCUAAUUUUAUGGUUUGCUCUUUGCAUUAAUAAAAAAGUAUUGCAAGAUAAACAUAUAUUCGCAUAGCGCACAAUAAAGCAUCGUUUAUUUAAUUGUUUACAUACAUAUACGCGCACAGCAGAUAGCGUUUGAUCUUUGUUGUUCUAUCUGCAUAUAUUUAUACUUGUUAUUGCUUACGAUCGUUUGUUACAAAUUGAAAUAGAACACUUGCUGUAGCGCACAUAAUCAGUAUAUUGUACGAGAAACGAUACAUUUUUCGAUCAAUAAUAUAGUCAAUUGCAUUGAUACAACAUCCAUGGUUACAUCAUUUCACGAGUUAGUUAUUUUAAAAAAUUCACGUCACGUUUUGACAUGAGAGAACAUUAAAGGAAUAGCUAUUUCUUAUUGCAGGCUCGAAUGCACAGCCAUUAUUUUUUAGGAGAUUAUUUAAUUACAUUAUUAUGUGUUUAGAUUUGCAAAAAUCAACGUUCAAUUAUUCUUCUGUUUUAAAUAUUUUACAGUGUUACUGUGAAAAAGAUGGCUGAACAGUGUGGUCUCAAAUCAUGUUCAUGUGUGUCUUAUCGGUGAAUCCUGGUAACAAAAAUCGACCAAAAGAAACCUAUAAACCUAUUUUUGUUACACGUGUAUGAUACACGUUAUACAUGUAUGAUAUACGUCUAGCAUCGUGAUAAAAGAAAGAAAAAAAGGAAAAAAAAGAACAGUUUGAACUAAUUUGAACAAGUUUGAAGUUGUGCGAACAAGUGCGUAUGCUAGUCACUUUUUAACGGCCGUCUACUCGUCGUAUUUUCUCCUCGGCGAAUCGAGAGAAAAGAAAACGGUCAAACGUUUUAUUACUACGAAACAAGAACAACUAUAUAUUCACUGUACGACUGAAACUCAGAAGCGACAAGCUUUUUAAAUAAUAUCACAAUCACGGAGGAGAAAGGAGGAGGAGACUAGUAAUGUGAGAACGAAAGAAAAAUAAUGUAGCAAUAGAAAUUGCUAGCGAAAUGUUGUGUUAUUAAUUUUUAUUUUUGAAUUUUUCUAUUCACUUCAAAUUUCCUCUUUUUUAUCGAAUCUCUAAGUUUUUACAAAAUGAACGACGAAAUAGAAGAAGAAGAAGAAGCACUGUUCUGGUCUGAAUUCCCGUUAUCCGUGCCAUUGUAUUCAAUUGCUUUCGAGAAUUCAGCAGCGAAGCUUUAGUCGUGGUUCUUAGUCUUCCACCGUGUCUCCAGGCUGUGAUAUUAUUUUCGACGGAGUAUUUCAGACAGAUGCCUCUUAUUACUACUGCUUCCAACAUGAAAAGAAAAAGGAAAAAAAUUACAAAAAAAAUUAAAAGAAGUAAAGAAAGAAUAGGAAUCUAGAAUCUAUCAGAAUCAAGGAAUUUCCGAACUAUAUCGAAUCGAACUUUAUUGACUGUUGGUUGCAUCGUUAAAAUGAGUGAAUCAAAAGUUCCAAUCGAUACGAGUCAUGACUCGAUCGUUUAUGUCGAAACAAAGGAAAAUCGGGCAAUUAAAAACGAGAAAAGAAGAGAUAUAUACAUACAUACACGACACAUAGGUAUAUAAAUAUAAAUAUAAAUAGAUAAAUAGGUGUAUGUAUAUUUAUAUAUAUUUAUAUUUAUAUAUAUAUAUUUAAUAUAGUGGAAGACUAUUCUCGCACACCGAAUUGAAAAGUAUAUUUAGACGGAGUACUUAUCUGUGCGGAGCCAACAUUCGGAUAAAUUAAAUGUAAACGCUUAAGUAGAGUCAACCCAACUUAAAUUUACUGUAUGUAUCUAACAAGUGUGGUCUCUCUCUCUCUCCUACGUGUUGCGUGUUGCCCUUUCGUGUGUGUGACGACCGAGCCAGUCAAUUUUUAUUCCUUGAUUAGCAUGAACUGUUAUCGUCGGUUUUUUUCGUCUGUGCGGUUGUAUGUUUCGUGUCAUCGUUACUGGAAGUAAUUGCGUCGUAUAAAAAGAGAAAAAAAACAUAACUAACAACCCGCAAUUAAGUGCGCUGCGAAUGAAUCUCACUUGUAAUUCUAAUACACGUUACUUCACUGUGCCACACAGGGUUCCUUUCCUCGGUUGCUUCCGGAACAGAGAAACAUUCGAUCGUGCGUGAAUUUGAAGCGUGCCAGGUUGCUUCAAAUCGGCACGAUUUCGUUCGUUCAUCGCCAGUCUAGUCCAAAGCGUUUAAAAGAGAAUAUUCCUUGACUAAUUGAGCGUACCAAGCUAGGUAGUGGGUUAUUCUACUGAUCGCAUACCUUCGAAGCGUUGACAAUACUGUUCUCAUAAAAAUACAAAGUGCACCAUCAAUGAUAUUACAACGGUUUGGCAAUAGUAUAAUCUAUCUAAUUUACAAAAAAGAGAAUCGCUUGGUCUUUGUCGCAAUUAGUUAUUUAAUCAUGAUGAAAUGUCAACGCGUUAUGCGUAUGUAUCAGCAUAAUCCUGUUGCCUGUGUACGAUUUCCGUUUUUCAUGCAUACUACUAUCGACGGCCGUUCUAGAAAAGCUCAUACUGUUACGCAUUGGCAUCUUGACGCUUGCCUAAGCUUAACAGUCUCUUAGCAUCGGACCAAAUAUCUUUAAACAAGAGGAAAAGAAACCGGAGCAAUGGAGCUUGUGCGACUAUUUUCUUCGCGCUUUCCUCUCUAUUUCUGUCUCUCGUUAUUUCUAAUUGUGUGGUAUCUAAGGGAAAAGAUAGUGCGCUGAGCUAUAAAUAGGCUAUUGUAAAUGUAUUUAAAGUACACGACCGUGUGUCUAAAGUAAUAACUAAAAAAAUCGUAAAGAUAUUCGUCGUCUCACUGUCCCCAUGUGUAAAGUAGCCAUCGAUAAAAAAUCUUGCCCUCGAUGCUACUCCCAUUACUAAGCGAUACUUGUUCUAACAACUUGCAGCAACUUUGUAUGAAGAUGUGUAUAUGUAGCUUAACCUUAUGUUAGAGAAAGCACCGGAAGGGGCAAAAGUGCCGAGAGUUAAUGAAAUCAUCCUCUUCGUACUUUUGACGAGUUCAAUCAAAGCAAUACGAGUAAUGCAGCUCGAUUGCCUAUCGACAAUCGUCCGAUAUCAUCGCAUGAAAGUCUCACAAUAUAUAAACUGUCCAUACAUCUCUCCGUCAUUUAUCGGUCGUCUCGUAAUUAUCAUCAUUAUUAUUAUUAUUUUAUUACUAUUAUUACUAUUAUUAUUAUUAUCAUUAUUAUUAUUAUUAUUAUUAUUAUUAUUAUUAUUAUUAUUAUUAUUAUUGUUAUCACUGAACAUGUAUUUCCUGUGACACAAUCGUUUCCUUGUUAAACGGGCGUGUCGUAAUAUUAUCAUGAUGCGAUCGCAUCAUUCAAAUAUCACAUUCUUUGCUUAAUCUGACAGCGAUGAUGUGACGUGACGUAUUAUGGGAUUGAUGUUGUAAACCAAUUGUAUAAAUCGCAUGCAGGCCAGCGAAAUUUAAUCGUGAUAUAUUUCAUAUUGAAACUAGAACGUUGCGGAAGAGAUAUCCCUGAUUUUUUCGUAUGUUAAUAUCCUGUCUUGUUAGAUCUUUCGAUUGUACAAGCAUACACCACGCGAAAAAUGUUCUACUCGUCUAAUGAAUGUUUAAUGGAUAUACAUAUACAUUUAUAUAUAUGUAUGUAAUUUUCCGAAUGUUGAACGAUAUUCGGCGUUCUGUGAAGAAAAAUACGGAGCGUAUAAAAUUGAUCAGCGUUGUCCUUCUAAUUUCAUUCGUCUGAACAAUUACUAUACUAGUAAACAUGGAAAGGACGUUGGAACAAAAGAAACGCGCAAUGAUCAAUGUGAAAUUGGCAGAAUAAGAGGAAGACUGGUUUAGAUACGUAGUUUUUAUUUAACGUGUAAAGCGAUUGUUCCGAUUUCGCGACAUCUAUUAACUUGUGAAGCGAGUGUGUGUCUGAAACGUAACAGUUCGUUGAUCGCCCUGUUAUUGAAAUUACGCUACGCAUCUACAGAGAAAAGAGAGCAUCUUAAGACGAAUCAAGAAACGCGAUAUUAUGAUCCUCGAUGACAUGCUAAACAUUAAGCUGAAUUAUUGUAAUCCUAUCAGGGUAUUAUAUGUCAAAGACGUGGACGCAUUAGAACAAGAGAGACACUAUGAAUUGCGGAAAUCCUCGAGGAACCGUCAGGUUCAUCAACGGAUGGCUCAAUAACACUGAACGAUUUGAAAAUACACGAAGAUGCUGCUAGUUUGAAUUACAUCAUUCCGUGCGGUUUCGAGUAUACUUAACAAUAGUUAAUCGAGCUUCUUCUGUCUAGGAUCGUAAUUCGUUUUCCUCAUUUUAUGUGUUUAAAAAAGAUUUAUCAAACAUUUGCUAUGCGUUUCGUUCGCGAAAGGACUUACAGUUUCAAGCAAAGAAAAAUUCUGUAAUAAUCUAAAGACAGAUGCUAUAUAGGAUGUCCCAGGUUUUUUCUGCUUUAUGAAUUUUAUUGUCAGUUUUAUGAGUAAAAAUAAUAGUUCAUUAACUGGUUUAAUGUUAGAUAUAAUGAUUAAAUGAGCAUGAUGAAUGAAAUCGAGGAAAACUAAUUCUUUAGCCCAAGAUCAACAAAUAUCACGUCACUAGUUUUUUCUUGUGAAGAUUGCAUUCGUAAUGUAUCCGUAAUGUAAUAAAUUUAAGUUCUCGUGUAUUUUUAUAAAAACAGGUACAAUUUUGAAAUGAAAUUAAACGAAAAAUAGAUUCAUUGUUAUAUCGUAUUUUUGUUAUAACUUUUUAAUCAAAUUAUUGUUAUUUUUACUCAUAUGCUUGAACCAUUCGGCGGAGAAAAAUCCGGGACACUGCAUAAUUUUAGUAAUGUUAUUAUAUAUAUUUAAAAAAUAUCGAGUAUUGUUUGUAAUGUUGUAAUUGUGUAUUGAUUGCGUGUCCAUCCAAGUAUAGAGCCGUAGUUUCGUGAUCGCGAGACACACUCUUCUGUCCUCAGUCCUCAGUUAUAUUUCAUGAUGCUCAAGCCGCAUCGUUUUCGCACGAUUUCGAAGCGAGCUGGUAAUAUCGCUUCGGUGCACGGUCCACGAGAUGAUGUGUACGUUUUAAGCUGGAUCUAGAUUUUAUACACGUAUACGCUUGCGUAAGAAGGUCCCGGGUUAUAGGGGAAAAAAACGAAAACAAAGAAAAAAAAAAGGGAAAAGGCAGAAAAGUGCGUUGUAAACUAUAUAAAGAGGCGGGGAGGAGAAAAAAGGAAAUAGUAAUUAUUAUAACGUACUUAACGGUUUUUGUUUCACGAUGUGUUGUAGCGUAAUACAAACGUGCACAUACGUAUUAAUAUACAUAUAGAUAUAUUAUAUACACAGAAUUAUAUAUUAGAUAUAUCAAUAUACAUAUAUGUUAAGACUCGUAUCCAGCUGGUCUGAUCGGGUAUUACUUUAACGAUUUAAUUAAUUGCGUUAACCUGGCAGCGAUGCGAUUGCGAGUAACACAUUGAAAGAGGUGCGUGCAAUCACAUAGUUCAAUUGUAUAGCGUAUCUACUUGUCGUUUCGAUAACAGAUUCGAUGAUCUGUAGUCCAUCGGCAAUGAAAGUAAAAUGGAGUACUGGUUAAUACUUCUGUUAUUCAAUUCAUAGAGAUAAUUAUAUACGUUCACAGCACGAUCGAAAAAUUGAGGGUAAAUUACCAUCAUUUGUACAUCAAACGAUUACCAAGGAGAUUGGCGUACGAAAUCUCUUUAAGUUAACUUUAAUUUAUUGUAUGUUUCAUAAAGUAUUGAUAUACGAAAGAAUACAAGCUUAAUCAACUAUUCUACCCGUUUAUUCAUAAUGUAUCAUAUUAGUUUAACCGAGAGAUACACAACACACACGAGUACCGGCACACGCAAUUCAAUUCAGCAUCUGCAAGUGGUGUACCAAUUCACUGAUUUCUUAGUGUCAAGUCAACAUAUACUAUCAUUUACCGUUUGUUGUUUUGAGCUACCACUUUUUUGAAACGUCAUCAGAUACAUACAGUGGAGAACUUUGUGGUGUGCUUAUGCAUAUUCGAUUAAAUAAUAACGUUCUUUUACAGCAUCACUGCCGGAUUAAGUAGCGGUGUUACUAUCUUUUCAAUAAAUGUACCUAAUUUAACAUUAUGGGUUUGGGUACAAAAGUAUUGUCUAAACAUAUUGAUUUUUAGUUGACCGUACAAAUUUGUUGCAAUAGUCACUUUUUGGAUAUCUUGCUCUCAGAUACUCGAUGCUCACAAUGGUACAUACAUGCCGGUAUAUAAUAUUACAGCUACUAUUGUGACCAAUCGUUUACUUACCUGUUUAUUUAAUUAAAAGGCAUUUGUAUUUAGGAGCAAGAUAUAUUAAAUUACACUGUACUAUGUGUUGAUAGUAUGAUAGUAUAAUAAAAAUAAUAUAUAAUAAAUGA